GACCAUGGUGCCCCGAGUGUGGUCGCUGAUGAGGUUCCUCAUCAAGGGCAGUGUGGCCGGGGGUGCCGUCUACCUGGUGUAUGACCAGGAGUUGCUGGGGCCAAGCGACAAGAGCCAGGCUGUCCUUCAGAAGGCUGAGGAGGUAGUCCCCCCAGCCAUGUACCAGUUCGGCCAGUACGUGUGUGAGCAGACCGGUCUGAAGAUGCCCCAGCUCCCAGCCCCUCCAAAGUUUAACUUUCACAUCCGCGACACCUGGAAUUCAGGCAUCAUUACGGUGAUGUCGGCCCUGUCGGCGGCCCCCUCCAAGGCCCGCAAGUACUCCAAGGAGGGCUGGGCGUACCUGAAGGAGCGAACCAAGUAGCCUGUCAGAAGAGGCCACCUGCCCCGGUCAGGAACAGGGGCAGGGGCACCAUAGACCCUGAGACUCCAGACUGGGACUGGGACCCCACUCCAAGGGCAGCUCCUGGCCUUGCCGGCCCAAUAAAGGACUUUGGAAGAAAAAAA
Messenger RNA from Leptonychotes weddellii (Weddell seal), 504 nucleotides. RefSeq names its product MICOS complex subunit MIC13. Gene Ontology annotation, cellular component: mitochondrial crista junction; MICOS complex. The record is from RefSeq and is a predicted model, not a curated record. Gene Ontology annotation, biological process: cristae formation. NCBI's taxonomy places the organism in Eukaryota, Metazoa, Chordata, Mammalia, Carnivora, Phocidae.